UGCGAGCGGGGCCAGGCGCGGGCAGAGGAGCCGAUGGCAUUGCCGGGGCUCGGGCGGCUCCCCGCCGAGCGCCCCGGAGCCCGGCUUUCCCGGGACGUGCGUUCGGGAGAGAAGGGUAACUCAACGCGGGCCGCAGGCGGGGUCGGUGAUGUAACAGGAAGCUCUGAUGCUUGGCUGCUGCCGCCGCUCCGCGCUGCCAUCGGACACGCUCCCGGCGCUCCCGCAGCAGCGCUGCUCCGCCGGGAGAGCCGCCAGCCUGGGCUCGGGAUUACAGCGGGGCUCUCGGCAGGGACAGCGGGACAGCCCCGCACGGCUUCCCCCGGCAGCGCUGCGCGUUUGAGUUCAUUCAGCUACGACAUAAAAUUGACUGCACCAGAUAUAAAAAUGACAAAAAUCUGGAUCACAUUUUUGCUACUCUUCUUAUCAGUUACUAUGUUCUUUGCCACUGCUACUCCAGCUGAGGGACAUCAGAACACCACAAUGGACUUUGCCCAGCUGAGUGUCACACGGAAUAAAAUCAUGACAGCACAGUAUGAAUGCUACCAGCAGAUUAUGCAAGACCCUAUUCACAAGAAAGAAGGUCCUUACUGCAACAGGACCUGGGAUGGCUGGUUGUGCUGGAGUGAUGUUGCUGCUGGGACCGUGUCAGUGCAGCGUUGUCCUGACUACUUUCAGGAUUUCAACCCAUCAGAAAAAGUUACAAAGAUCUGUGAUCCAAAUGGGAAUUGGUUUAGACACCCAGAAAGCAACAGGACAUGGACAAACUACACCCUGUGCACUAUCUAUACCCAUGAGAAAGUGAAGACUGCUCUGAACUUGUAUUACUUGGCCAUCAUCGGACACGGUCUUUCAAUUGUAUCCCUUCUGAUUUCUCUUGGCAUAUUCUUUUAUUUUAAGAGCUUGAGUUGCCAAAGGAUUACCCUGCAUAAAAAUCUGUUUUUCUCUUUUGUUUGCAACUCUGUUGUAACAAUAAUUUCACUGACAGCCGUUGCCAACAACCAGGAAUUAGUUGCAACGAACCCAGUUAGUUGCAAAGUGUCACAGUUCAUCUACCUGUACCUGAUGGGUUGCAACUAUUUUUGGAUGCUGUGUGAAGGCAUUUACCUGCACACUCUGAUUGUGGUGGCUGUUUUUGCUGAGAAGCAGCACUUGAUGUGGUAUUACCUUCUUGGCUGGGGUUUUCCACUGAUCCCUGCCUGCAUACAUGCUGUUGCAAGAAGUUUAUAUUAUAAUGACAAUUGUUGGAUCAGCUCUGAUACUCAUCUGCUUUACAUCAUCCAUGGCCCUAUUUGUGCUGCUCUCUUGGUGAACCUUUUCUUCCUGCUGAACAUCGUCCGUGUUCUCAUAACCAAGCUGAAAGACACGCACAAGGCUGAGUCCAACCUGUACAUGAAAGCAGUGAGAGCCACCCUGAUUCUGGUCCCUCUCCUUGGCAUCGAGUUUGUGCUGUUCCCAUGGCGACCCGAGGGCAGGAUCGCUGAGGAGGUGUAUGACUACGUGAUGCACAUCCUCAUGCACUACCAGGGUCUACUGGUGGCUACAAUUUUCUGCUUCUUUAAUGGCGAGGUGCAGGCCGUGCUGAGGCGGCACUGGAACCAGUACAAGAUCCAGUUUGAGCACAGCUUCAGCCACUCGGACGCCAUGCGCACGGCGUCCUACACCGUGUCCACCAUCAGCGACGUGCAGGGCUACGGCUACGGCCACGAGGGCGCCGGCGAGCACCUCAACGGCAAGGGCUACCACGACAUGGACGGCGUGGCGCUCAAGCCUGACAAGCUCUACGGCUGAGGCUGCCCCGCUGCCCCAGUGACUUCAUGGCCAGAGCACCUCACCUGCGUGGGGUGUGGGUAUGCUCCUGAAUGAUGCAAGCUCAACCAACACCUUUCUCAUACAUCUGUGUGUGUGUAUAUGUAUAUAUAUAUAUAUAUAUAUAUAUAUAUAUGUAUGCAGACAUGCAUAGAUAUGUAUGUUUGUGUUUCUGUGUAUCUAUACAGUAUGGACAUCUGUACAUAUAUAUAUCUAUAUAUGUAUGUGCAUUUAUAUAAGGAUACAAACUUUGCCUCUUCAGUUUCUACUGUGUAGACAAAGUUGGCAAAUUUUUGUACAAAGGGAAUCAAUGAAGGAUUUCUUAUUUUCUUGGAAGUUUGUAUAAGACUGUGCUGUGUUGAAGCCACUUCAUUUGCCUAUAGAAUCUUAGAGUGUAAAUACCAUACUCUGUUGUCUUAAUUCAACCUAAAAUAGAACAAAGCAAAAUGGUUUAAGUAGGUGCAAUAACAACAUUAAGUUUUCCAGGUUCUUUUUUUUUUUUGGUCCAGCAUUUGUUUGGCUGUCAGAAAAGCCCGACAGGUAAUCUGAGGUAACAGAUUCAAAGAUAGAUAUGCUGUUUUGAUCAAAGAGGUUGAUGUUUUGAUUUGUUCUCUUCCCACUGUUUUACGCCAAGCACAGAGACACCGCUUCCAGUAUUAGCCUUGAUGUGCUUCUGUACUGCAAUGUAAUAUCUUGCACCAAGAUUUGAGCAAUUUUAUUUAAGCUGUUUCAGGAUAUUCAGAAGUCUCUCCUUCUCCUGAAUUGUAUGGAAGUUUCUUCUGGGUUUAACAAAGACAAGACUGAUGAGGCCUCACUGCCAGAGAGCAAAGGAGUAACCUGAGUCACUGUAAGUCUCUCCAGACACUGAUAGCAGCUGGUGGAACUUCACUGUCUGCUUAAGGAAUUUACUCAGCUGGAGAAGAUCAUGUACCGAAUAUGUUUUAACAUUGUUCUGAUUUUACAUUUAUGUAUUUUCCUGGCCAUAUGCUUGAUAACUUAUUCCUUCAUUCUUGGGCAAAGUUUUGAUUAAUUCUGUGGCUAUUUUUGUUAUCUGAGAUGAGCAUACAAGACUGAACACAGUGCACAUGAUAUACUACCUUUAAAGCCAGUAUGUGAGACUCAGACUCAUCAAGCAAACUAAUGUUAGUAAUUCUUAUUAUUUGGAAAAUCCAGUAUAAAGUUUGUAUUAUAAAGGUUCAAAACUUUAUGGAUUGAGAAUUUCAAUAUUAUUUUUGAUUGGUUGAUUCUGAAUCUCUGUCUCAGUUAAUUGGCUAAGAACAGAACUUUAUAUAUUGUUUCUUUGGUUCUGCUGGUGUAUAAAGGUCUCUCUGAAAACUAGGAGGUUGUCAGGAAGGUCUUGAGAAAAUGUGUCUUUAUAGAAAUUUAUAUUUUUGUUAAAUCUUUAUGCUUUAAAGAAAUAGCAGUUUUGUUAAGUGAAAUGACAAAAAUGCUUAAGAAUGAGGGCACGAAACGAGGUGAGUUCACUGAAAAUUAAAAAAAUAUAAGAAAAAUUUUAUACAUUUCAUUUGCAGCUAAAUCUGCUUGAAGUGGGGAAAAACCAAAGUUAGGCAGAAGAAGAAAUAAAUGCUGGAGCUGUGACAGACAGUCCAGUCAAAAAAUUGGAAGACAGUUCAUUCUGAGACUAGUUUGAAAUUUGCAUAUGAAAUUAUUGUAUACAAAACAUCUUGACUUUGGCAUUUAAACAUUUUUGUCAGUAGCUUUUCUCUAUGCUUCAUUAGUGUCUAGGUAAUUUUUGGUGUUCAUCAGUUUCUGACUUCAUAAGGCAUUAAAUGCUUUGUACUUAGAAAACAUUAGGAGGAUGUGGCAAGUUCAUGCCACUUGCAUAUUCCUUUAGGUUUUUUUUACAGUUCUUAUAUCUGGAGUUUGAAUAUAGAAAGUGUUUUAUUAAUGAUUUAGUUUCACAAUAUAGAAUCUCAGCUAGGAUGCACAAAUAAAGAUUUCUCCUCUUCUGCAGGGCUGUCUGGUCAGUUGAUGGGAAUGAUUUGAAGAAUCUGUUGCAUUGUGUAGUGUAGAGCAGUGUGAGGUCUGGCAAUCAGAUGUCACAGUCUCCUAAAUUUUAUGAGUGACAAUAAAAACGUCUGCUACAACAUGACAAGAGGCUGCUUAAACUCUGCUUGCUGAUCUUUGUAGUGUUAUUUAAAAUUUGUGCAAUGUUCUGAAGAUAUCAGUGGUGCAGAAAAUCCCUGCUCUGGUGUAGCAGUUUUAUAUUUGUGGGACCAGAUCACCAGCUGGUAUAAAUCUGUCUUGAGCCCCCUUGCAGGAUCUGCAGGUACCACUGAGACUCAAAGCCCAGACAUGUGUCUGUCCAUUUUAAUGUGCUGUAAGCCAUUUAUGGAACAUUAUUAGACAAUUAUUUCAUGGUACCUGGUGGAUUUUUGCAAUUAACACAUGGUUGGUUUGGAGUGUGAUACAGUAUUAGACUUUAAGUUUAAUUCUCAGAGAGGCAGUUUAAAUUUAACAGACUAUAGAUUUUGUCAUUUAAUAUAUAUUUCUAAUUGCCCUGUGUCUGCUAUUAAAGAAAUUUGUAACAGUAAUUUAGGAGGAAAAAUUGUUUUUUUACAAAAUUUGUCCUACUUCUAGAUGGACAAUCACUGCUUCCUUCUAGGCCCAUGCCCCCAUCUUCACUUUGGGAAAGAAACACAUCCUGCUGGAUGUGCAGGAAAAUCUUUCUGGCUGUGAAGGGUCACACAGUAUAGCAGAGCUAUAUUUCCCCUCUCCUGCUGAGGUUAGCUAGUUUGCAUUGGAAAAUACCAAUUCCCUAUUUUGUCUUCCUACCUCACCUUUUUCAGUUUCUACAUAGCUAAGAGAAGGGUUUGCUUCUUAAAAUGUUUUUCUGUCACUGUAAGGUAAAAAUCAAAUCCUUAUGCUGAUUUCUUAUGGCUCUCUUCUACUUUACAGAAUGUUGUAGUCCAGACCUGUAUUGUCUGGGAUGGAAGUAAACUCUUGGUGAGGCUGUGAGAUUCCUCUGAACAUGCAGAUUGUUUGUUUAUUACCUGUUACUAUUUGCUGUUUCUUUUUCUCUUAUUAUUUAGGGAGGAUUUAUUGUAUCAUCCUACAGGGGCUACAGCAAGAGUUGUCUUAUAUUUGUUAUCUGUCACACCAGCAUGUUAGGAUUCAAUGAGAGAAAAAUGUCUAUUUUUAAUGCUACUGUCUUCAAUUAAUAAAUGGCUGCAUUGCAGGGUUGUUUAAUGUUGGUAUUUAUGUAAUGCAGUUUUUCAUGGUGGUGAUCUACAAGAGUAUUUGGCUGUAGAAAUGCUGCAACAUGUACUCCUUUUGAUGUCAAGAAACAUUUGGGCUGGCAACCAGGCAACAUUCAUUUCUUGUACUAUGUAAAUAAGAUUAAUAGAAGCUAUGCAUUGUAUUUAUUGCUUACACUAAGAACAAAAUGGAAAAAAUGUGAAGUUGUUUUUUUGGUUGUUCAUUUUCACCUUGUUCAUAUGAAUCAUGCAUUUUAAUUGCUGAGAGAAGUAUUGUUUCUGAUCAAUAAAAUAUUACUCCAUUUA
Messenger RNA from Oenanthe melanoleuca, 5330 nucleotides. It is a transcript of the gene CALCRL, whose product is annotated as calcitonin receptor like receptor. Gene Ontology annotation, cellular component: plasma membrane. Bases 34 to 1788 code for a protein of 584 amino acids. Gene Ontology annotation, molecular function: calcitonin receptor activity; adrenomedullin receptor activity; calcitonin gene-related peptide receptor activity. Lineage: Eukaryota; Metazoa; Chordata; Aves; Passeriformes; Muscicapidae. Gene Ontology annotation, biological process: cell surface receptor signaling pathway; adenylate cyclase-activating G protein-coupled receptor signaling pathway; angiogenesis. The record is from RefSeq and is a predicted model, not a curated record. The transcript is spliced from 13 exons.